AUGCAACCACGCCCAGUGAUGGAUGCACUGGUGCAGGGAGGCGAAAUGGAUUGUGGGCCCACGUGUGUUCGUAUUUUGAUGAAGGCCGUGACCGGGACGGAUGUGGGAAAGGCCCUCUGCGAUGAGGCCUGCGAAUGCCUGCCAGGUCGAUGCGUGGAGACGCGUCAGCUUGCUUUGGCGCUGGGACGGCUUCUGUGCCCCGAACAUGUGAGAAUUAGCUUCUGUUUUCUUUUCACGGAGCCUUGGGGCUUCGACUUUUAUCAGAAGUUCAAAUCCGAGCUGGAGGAGGAUCGAAGCGAAAGCAUCCUGCGCUUCUACCGCGAGGCCAGCGACUUGGACCUGGCGGCGGAAAGCCGUUCGGUGCCGCUGGAGGAGCUGCGGAGCUUCUUUGUGGAUUCGGUGACGGAUGUGUUUGGAGACUUCUCGUGCCGUGCGGCCAUUGUGCUGCUGGAUUGGAGCCUGGUGGCCACCUUUCUGAAGUUCGGGAGAGUGUCAGAACCGCCCACAGGCUCUUACUUCGGACACUUUUGCAUUCUGAUCGAUAUCAAAGGAGAGGAGGCCGUUUUGAUCGAUCCCAGCUCCGAAGACUGGAAGACGAGAGGUGGCCGUGGCCCUGUUUUUCAGGGUGGCUCUUUGAGGAAGUUGCCCUUGAACGUCUUCGAGGCAGCACGCAGAUCCCCUGGCACGGACGAAGAUAUCGUGUUUGUGAGCUGGCAACCCGAUGCGUCGUUGAUGCGGACCUCACAAGGUUGGCACCUGCCGGACCCCUUUCUGUCUGCAUGCUAUCAGGGCAAAUCGCAAGUGGUUUCGGCUCUUCUGAAGAAACGGGCAAGCGUGGAGCCGGCAUCGGGACAACGGCUCCGCACCACGCCGUUGGCCCUGGCGGCCUGGCGGGGACAUGCUCCGCUGGUGCGCCUGCUGCUGGAGGCCGCCGCGGCCCCCGACGGCCCGGACGGCCCGCCGCACGGCGGGCCACCGCGCUCGACCGGUGCGGCCGUGUGGUUCGCCGCGGAAGCGGGACAUGCGGAGGUUCUGCGCGAGCUUCUGCAACAUCGGGCCUCCGCCAACCUUUGCGAUGCGGAUGGGCGAAGUGCUCUGUGGGCCGCAGCGAAGUAUGGCCACGCGACGGCGGUGGAGUGCCUCCUUCAAGCAGGAGCACGUGUGGAUGAGCCAUCGUCGGAAGGGACGCCGCUGGCCGUUUCUGCGGAGAGGGGUCACGUGGAAGUGGCAAGGUGCCUGGACACCGGCAAUUGGUUUCUUUGCAUAGUUCGCUCUUUGUUGUUGUUGUUGCUGAUGAUGAAUUCUUUCAGACGAUUUGUGACCUAUGUAGAGGAGCGACCUGUGCAUCUUGCUAGUGCACCAUCUGAGGCUCCUGCUGAAGUCGCGAGCAGCUCCUGA
This is a messenger RNA of Durusdinium trenchii, 1398 nucleotides long. The record is from the annotation of a GenBank genome assembly. Lineage: Eukaryota; Dinophyceae; Suessiales; Symbiodiniaceae.